AUGGCGCUGCAUCAGCUCUUCACGUUGGCAUUUGCGCUCCAACUCGAGCCGCUCCCCACACUCGACUACACCACCGUACCAUACGUCAAGGAUCCAGAGCGCAGCGCCGAUUCGCUUCAAGAGCCGCAGGGCCUCCGCGUCGGUGCCAACACCAAGCUCGAACCCAUCCAUACCCCUCACCCGCCGCACUCGGUCGACACCCUUUCUUUCCUGCUCAAUCACACUGGCGCUGUAGACGCAGUGCAGCCCUUCUCCAAACUCAUCCGUCUACUUGACGACGCAGACGACGAUCCCCAAUUCCGCAAUUUGCGCGAGUUCUUCGACGCUCGAUAUGACGAAAACGGACUGCUCGUCGGCGCCGAAAAGGAACCUCGACGUCGUAUGCGCAGUAUCUCUCGCGCAACUUCCACAAAGCAAUCCGGCCGUCGAUCCAGUCAGGUCACCGAAGGGCGCAAACCUUCCUUUGCUGCCAGUCUCGGCGGAAGCAGCGCACUCAAGCUCAGCUGGCUCCGGCGCAACAACAACUCGGAUUCGCACACCCACGAGGGCUCUGACGAUGAAGAUACCCACUCAAAAGGCUCCAGUAGCGGCCAUCAUGCCAGCGCUGCGCCACCCUCGGCACCCUACAUUCGUCUCUCAAAGCGACAGCAAUCUUCCUCUCCGUCCAGCUCCCACUCCUCGUCGUCUCGGUAUUCUCAACCCACACACGACACCACACAACUGGUCACCUUCCACGUACGACUCGACUUGCAUACCGUCGGUCUUGCGCCCCCACCACCCAAGCUACGUUCGCAUCGCCAAGCAGAGUCGUCUGGUUCCGGUUUGAAGCGCAUCGGCUCGGGCAGAUCCACCACCUCGUCCGAUUGGAGGAAGCGCAGAGGUCGGAAGUCGAGUCUCUCCAACGCAGACAACACACUCCGCCCUGUAAUUAGCCCAGAGAGCAUGGCUUCGUUCGGCGCAAUCUCGGCCGCUGCCCACGGUGAAUCCGACUUUCAGCAAGCUGGUGAUUCAGGCUUCAGCAUCGACACAAAUGACAGCCACGGUGAAGCCGGAGGCAGCUCGAGGUCCAAACCGAGGCCGACCGUCGAGAUUCCUACCCAAUCUUCAACGGCGGACGCGGCCCUACCAAGCAUCACAGAAGGCGCCGUCACGAGCCCCUCGCAGCUCGUGUCUCCCGCUUCCUCUGCCAAGCCGGUCAGACGGUCUUCCAUGAUGUCGAAGCUUUUCAAUGUAGGCAGGAAGAAGUCCUUCCAGGAUCGACACGGAGCGGAUGGACACGACGGUCAACUCGCCUCGCCAGUACUUUCUCGCGACGACGCAUCAAGUCAUCGCACAGACUUUCGCUCCGGCCUGCGAGGCACACCGUCGAACGAAGAGGCACUCGAUCUCGACGAGGAGGAGGAAGACGGAGCUUUGCGUGCUCAGAUGAUGCGUCAGUCCGCCAAUGGAACGAGCACACAGGGUCGACGACGCAGCUCGGCCGGAAGCUCAGGCAAGCAGCACGCCGCCGCCAAGCAGCUAAAUCAUCAGACCCUCGGCCCUGUGCGAGAGGACGGCAUGGUCGAUCUUACUAUGGUCUCGUCGCGCUCCACUGUCGAAACAUCCUUCUCGGAUCAAGGCAUUCUCGAGGAAUCUGUUGGCGGCAACGUCUUAGCUGGGAACGAACAAGGUCAAGCAGCCAAGCGCCGUCUGGCGGCCGUCAUGGAUGGCGGCGACUUUCUCACUCUUUUCCGAUCCGCUUCGGGUCUGGUGCUCAAGUCCAUAGACGAGUCUGCUUAUGACGCUGACGGUGAUGGCGACCAAGUGACUACUCCAGGGCAGGAGAACGUCCGCUCACCCAGGCAAAGGCGAGCGCAGAUCGCUGACAAUGGCAGCACGGACACGCCAUCCAUCAGGACUCCCCAGGUGCAUCCCACGACCAGCCCUCUACCCACGACACCGGGUCAAUCGCUUCGCUCGUUGGACCUCGACCGCUCUCCCCACCCACAUUCUGGAGCAAGCAACCCAAUCGAUGCGAGCUUCAAGUCAGCCCUCGCGCAGCAGGAUGGCGAAGAGCAGGAGGCAUGGUGGCCAUGCGGCGAGGUCGAUCCUCUGCCCAUCAGUGUGUCCAGUGCAUUGGGGGAAGCCCUUGGUUGGGAGGGAAUCAUGCACCUCUGCUAUGGCAAAGGCAGUCGGGCUGCGGCAGAAGGAAGCUACGCUGCUCUCGGCAAGGCUGCGGCCCUCGAUCAAGCCAACAAGGCGCAGGAAAGGACGGUGCAAGCUUGGAGAACGGGUGUCGUCAGCGCAGGAACGUCGCCGCCCAAGGCAAGCGAGAAUCCUCCGUCCCUGCUUGACGUUGGCGGGGCUGACGCGACCGAGAUGGCCGAUUCUCUAGCACAAAAGCUCAAUCUGGAUCCGGUCGACUCGCUCCCGGAGACAACCAACAAUAACUCGCUCCUUGAGCGUCUCCAAGGGAAAGUACCGCCACGAUCUUCCACUGUUCCUGACCCGAAUCAACUGGCGGACAUGCUGGAAGGCAAUGGCGCUUCAAGUGCUCCGGCCGGCUGGGCGCAGGCAUCGUUGCUCUUUGGCAGCAAGGUCAACCACUCGAGAACGUGGGAGCACUGGCAGGCGCUUUUCAAGAGCAUCAAAGGGUGGAUCGACGAGUACGAAAAGGCGAGAGUGCGUGGUGGUCUAGCUCGCGAGAUCGGUCUCGAUGCGCCCAUUCCGCAGACGCAAUCAGACAACGCCGCAGAUGACAGCGACAAGAACAUCACCAUUUCUGCACCUAUCCUCAUCGAUCCCGACCAUCCAGAUCUGCAAGUCCCGCUGACCAUCGGUUCGCCGCCCUCUGCGUCGGCGGAGGUGCUCAAAGUGUCCAAAGACAAGGUGGACGCGACGAUGCUGUCCAAAGUGCUGGGCACCUCGCUGAGCAUUUCCCCUUGCGUGUUGGCGGACGCGACCAACCGAGCCUUCGGCUUCAGACGCCGGGGCGGCAUUCCAGAGGGCCUUCCGCUCGGUCCCGAACUGGAAGAGACGAUUGACUACACGUGGUCACGCAAGAGGCUCUCCGUCGAACACUUUGCCACUGCGCUGACCAUCAGCUCCGACAGCGCACUGCACUACUUCGGCCAGCUCAGCAGCAGCAACUGGCCACACCGCUCGGCGUGGGAACUCGACUACCUCGAGAUGUGCGUGUUCAAAUCGCCGCUGGUAGCGGACCGCUUCCCGCCGCCUGGCGAUGCGGUGGUGCCACAGACCCAGUCGUACCGCCCAGCUGAGGGUGCAGAGGACCGCUCACGAGUGUGCCCCAAUCCGGACGAGAAGGGCGCCUGGGAUCCAGAUACGUGGAAGAGAUGGCUCGCCGGGAUCAAAGAGGGCGAUAUCAUUGUUCCCGCCAUCGCGUGGCAGGCGUGGUGGACGCUGAUCUCGGUGCUCAACGGCGCAGAUCGGACGGGGAGAAGUUACGACCUGCAGGUCAAGUCUGAGGAGGAGCCGUUUGAGGCGCUGACCGAUCUCAAUGCGGUGUAUCUGUAG
This is a messenger RNA of Kalmanozyma brasiliensis GHG001, 3516 nucleotides long. RefSeq lists its product as uncharacterized. The transcript has a single exon. Lineage: Eukaryota; Fungi; Basidiomycota; Ustilaginomycetes; Ustilaginales. The record is from RefSeq and is a predicted model, not a curated record. The coding region runs from base 1 to 3516 and encodes 1171 amino acids.